Messenger RNA from Zerene cesonia (dogface butterfly), 1410 nucleotides. RefSeq names its product gamma-glutamyl hydrolase-like. The transcript is spliced from 7 exons. Gene Ontology annotation, molecular function: gamma-glutamyl-peptidase activity. Gene Ontology annotation, cellular component: vacuole. Gene Ontology annotation, biological process: tetrahydrofolylpolyglutamate metabolic process. Bases 68 to 1243 code for a protein of 391 amino acids. Lineage: Eukaryota; Metazoa; Arthropoda; Insecta; Lepidoptera; Pieridae. The record is from RefSeq and is a predicted model, not a curated record.
CGUGCGUUUACUUGGCGUUGAAUGUUGGUGUUAUUUAUAUUUAGUAAUCUAGUCGUACUUUAACCUGAUGCAUGUCGAAAUUAAAUCUUGUGUGAUACGUGAUAUAAAAAUUUGUUUUGUUAACGAUUUGUCGAGUAUAUUUUUCGUGUGGUUGGUGGGUGGGUUCCCUAACGGCUGGAUAGAAAUGGUUACUUUAAAGAAUUUAAUAUUCUUGAUUGCGGUAUAUUUAUCCUAUUGUAAAGGUGGUGAGACGAGAACUGAAGAGGCAAUAAAUGACAGACCGAUAAUCGGAGUGUUAUCACAAGAGCAGUCAAGACAUCUUCAUUCAAAAUUUCCUCAUGAAAACUAUACAAGCUAUAUAGGAGCGUCUUACGUGAAGGAUGUGGAAGCAGCGGGCGCAAGAGUUGUACCAAUAUUGAUUGGAAAAAAACGCGCCUACUAUGAAGAUCUCUUAAAGAAAAUUAAUGGUGUUCUGCUUCCUGGUGGAGCAACGUAUUUCAACCAAUCAAAUGGGUUUGCUGACGCCGGCGAGUAUAUUUAUGAAAUCGCUAAAGAAAUGAACAAUGCUGGGGAUUAUUUUCCGAUAUUCGGUACAUGUUUGGGGUUUGAACUACUUAUAAUCCUUGCGUCAGGACGCGGAAGCAAAGAGAAUAGAGUACAGUGUUACUCUUUCAAGAAUUUGCCUCUUAACUUUACAAAGGAUUUUCGUACCAGUAAAAUGUUUAAGGAUGCUUCUAAUGAUGUUAUCCAUAUCCUUUCAAAUGAAGAUGUCACUGUUAAUGCUCACCAAUUCUGUAUUAUCGAUGAAAAUUUAUUCUCACAUAAUUUGACCAAGGAUUGGCAUAUCACAUCACAUAGUAAGGACGACAAUGGAACAUCUUUUAUCGCCAGUGUUGAACAUAUCAGGUAUCCUUUCUAUGGAGUUCAAUUUCACCCCGAGAAAAGUGCCUUCGAGUGGAAGUUAUCAAAAAGCUAUGCUCACACCAUGAAUGCUAUAAAGGCAAAUCGGUAUUUCAUGGAUUUCUUCGUUAAUGAAUGUAGAAAGAAUAACCAUACGUUUUCGAGUGUCAAAGAAGAAAAUGAAUAUUUAAUUUAUAAUUAUAUGCCCAAGUUUACAGGCGCGCUCGGGAGCGCGUAUCAACAGUGUUAUUUCUUUGAGCCUAGAGGGGAAGAAUCUGAAGAAGUAUUAAUUAAUAAUAAUAAACAUGAUAUGUAUGAAUCUUAUAAGACUGAUUUACUAUAAUUUUUUUUUUCUGGACAGACGUAGACUAUGAUCUUUCAACGCUGAUAAAAUAUAAAAAUUGAUUCAUCAAAUUUUUUAAUGUAUUCUUAGAUCCUACUAAUAUUAUAAAUGCGAAAGUUUGUAAGGAUGUGUGAGUGUGUUUGUUGCUCUUUCACGCAUAAACUACU